AUGGUUGGAAGCAAGCGCACUAGGAGCAAGACCGUCGAUAUGGUCCCUGUGAUUGGAACCACCUUACAACCUGCCGAACUCGCAGCUGAGACUAUCGCACCGGCCUCUACCGUCGUCAUGCCAUCUCAAGGCCCUGUGGCUGGAUCUAGCCACCUUCAUAGCACUGCCGCCGAGCAUGGUGGAACCUCCCAUCAGGGUGGGCUCACUACCAUUGCCGACUUAGGCCCGAUCUUAGAGCAACUUCAAGCAUUCCCUCCAUUGCCUCCACGCUCGAUGCACGCUCCUGUGUACACCUCUAAUGAAACCCUAGCCCUGUGCAAUUGGGCCUCACAUAGUUCUCUCCUCCCGCUCCACGAAGUCAAGUAG
Prunus armeniaca (apricot) is the source of this 366-nucleotide messenger RNA. NCBI's taxonomy places the organism in Eukaryota, Viridiplantae, Streptophyta, Magnoliopsida, Rosales, Rosaceae. The record is from the annotation of a GenBank genome assembly.